This is a messenger RNA of Papaver somniferum (opium poppy), 2501 nucleotides long. RefSeq names its product F-box/kelch-repeat protein At3g06240-like. Bases 354 to 2090 code for a protein of 578 amino acids. The record is from RefSeq and is a predicted model, not a curated record. Gene Ontology annotation, molecular function: protein binding. NCBI's taxonomy places the organism in Eukaryota, Viridiplantae, Streptophyta, Magnoliopsida, Ranunculales, Papaveraceae. The transcript is spliced from 6 exons.
UUGAAAUUGGGGGGUUUAGGGUUUUCAGUCCUGCGCAAGAUUGAUUGAUUCACUUUAGGGUUACCAAGGUUCCAGCAUUCAGGUACUUGUUUCUAAUGGUUGUUUUCAAUUCGAUUUAGGAGCAAAUUUAUAAGUUUUCUCCAUAUCUGAUCAGCCGUUUCUACACUCAACAGGUACUUCCUUUUCCAAAUUUAAUUUCGGGAUUUUCUUGAUUUGAAUGCUUGUAAUAAUAAUUGGUCACAGUUGGAGAUGAUUUUCAAGGUUUGAUUUGGGUUUUGUGGCCAAUUGUUUUUCAACAAGUGGUGGUGUGAGUUUGAAAUCAAUAAUAAUCAUAUCAAGGUUAAACAGAAGCAAUGUCAAUCAGCAGCAUUCCCGGUGAGAUUUUCAUUUUAAUCAUAUCAAGGUUACCAGUAAGAUCUGUAUUAGCAUGCAAAUGUGUAUCUAAGAGUUGGAAAAACCUAAUUUCUGAUCCCGAUUUCGUGCAAAUGCAUCUUAAUUUCCAUAAACAAAACUCCAAUUGUCUGAUUGGUGUUGUUGGUCAACAAGACAACAAUUUUCAAAUUCACUCAAUUGGUUAUGCCUCAUUAGCAUCGCUAUUACUGCCUGAAAUGUUUAUCGAAGAUGAGAGUGAUGAUAAUGUUGUUGAAGAGGAUGAUUCAUCAUCAACAUUGAGUGAGGAUUCAGCACUCAGUAGGAUUGAUGGUAAUGCAGCUCAAACGGAUUAUCCAUUUAAGGAUUUAGGACUUACUGUGGAUUUAUUUGGUUCGUGUAAUGGAAUUGUCUGUCUAUGGUUUCAUGACGACGACCGGGAAGUUCUGGAUGAUUUCUUUUGUCUUUGGAACCCAGCAACGAAUGAAUACAAGAGAAUAUGUGAAGCACCAGGAAGAUAUAGAUACACCGACGUCAAAUUAUAUGCUUUUGUUUAUGAUCCCAUGGUAGACGAUUAUAAGUUCAUGAUUGGUGUACCUGUAUUCUCUGAACAAGAAAGAAGUGAAAUGGGCUCUUUAAUCCAUCUCUAUUCGUUAGCAACAGAUUCAUGGAAGAGCUUUCCAACACCUUGUGAUUUCGAUUCGGCUAAAAAACCUGGGGUACUUUUUAAUGGAGAUCUUCAUUGGGAUGCCUCCCAUCCCAAUAGAUCGAUAGUCUCUUUGGAUAUUAGGAACGAGGAAUUCAAAGCAAUUCAACCACCAUCAGGACCCUUAGAGCUUCUUCUCGUGGGGGUAUUGGAAGAGCGCCUCUGUGUACUUGUUGAAGAUGAAAAUGAUGCUAUUGACAUAUGGAAAAUGGAAGUUUAUGGAGAUCCGGAAUCAUGGACUAAACGUUAUACCAUUUCCCAUAAGAUAAUAACUAGUAGAAUUGGUCAUCAUUGCUCUUUUUUGAGGUUUAUGUGGUCAUUUGAAAAUGGUGUUAUUCUAUUCAAGGACUCCGGUGACCUAUGUUUUUAUGACCCAGAGCAUGGGAGUGCUGCUGAAUAUAAUCUGAACUAUAUGUCGGCAGAGAAUUAUUCAGAAAGCUUAGUUUCAUUAAACUCAGGUAUCCAUGUGGGCGGAAGAAUGGCAAAUAGUUCAUACACGGAGCUUCAGAUUCUUGAGAAUAGAAACUCAGUUCUUGAAGCACGUAAUAUCCAAUUGGUUGCUAAUAAUGCUGAACUACAGAAAAAGCUUCACGAGUCUCAAGUAGCGUAUCAACAUCUAGAACAACAUGUUAAUGCUCAGAAAGAGGUAGUUGGGAGUAAAAAAAACGAAGAAGAAGAAACUGCUAUGACCAAGAGAAACGGUCGAAAGAGGAAGGCGCAAUGCCAACAUAAUACAAGGAAGGCCUCGAAAGCGGUUGCAGCAAGUCCACGAGAAAGCACAAUUUUCGAAGGUGAGAGUCUCAUCUUGCUGCAGAGAGCUGAGCAACAGCAAGCUAAACUUGUCCAAUUAUCAACUGGUGGUAGUCUGGAGCCUUACGAAAUCAAAGACGGGUCUAAGAGUCACUCUACUUCUAAGGACUCUUACCAAAAGAUGACCGUAAAAAGCCAGCACGCUCUUCUAAAAGAAAGAGGUUUGAUGGUGAAAGGAAAGAAGGAUGAGCUCAGGGGCAUUUGAGAACCUUCCAGAACAUGCUUUUGAAGAAUAUAGCACCUUGGGAGAGAACUAAUUCAAGAUCAGAGUCUGUGCCUUAUGUGGCGUUAGAUGGUUGAUCACUUGGUGCGUUAGAUGGUUGAUCACUUGUAUCUCAAAAUGUGUGAAAUUUGGAGCAUUCUUUUCAACUGAAUGAAAACAUUAGUUGUGCAAGUACAAAACUUCUUUCGGGCAAGUCGUGUAAUUGUUGUUACUUUUGCAAAAGAUAGUCACCGUAGUGUAUUUAAACUCUGAUUUCUAAACAACUGUAUGUCUUUUAUUUGUACUGCGAGAUGAUUCAACGACUUUUGUACUUCUAAUGGCAGGGAAACAUAUUAUCUGCUACAUUCAAUGUAAGGAAUUAUCCAAUGCUACUGCGCCUCCAAGACGCAUGCC